Messenger RNA from Striga asiatica, 990 nucleotides. Lineage: Eukaryota; Viridiplantae; Streptophyta; Magnoliopsida; Lamiales; Orobanchaceae. The record is from the annotation of a GenBank genome assembly.
AUGGAAGUAAUAAUAAUAUAUAUUUUCCUACUCAAUAUCCUAGUUAGUGUUCACAGCUCCGUUGAGCUUGAACAAGAAUUCAAGAAGUGGAUGGUUGAACAUGGCCGAGUGUACAAAGAUGACGAGGAGAGGGCGGUGCGGUUUGCCGCGUUCAAAAAGAAGUGGUUAGAAAUCGAAGCUUUCAACUCAGGCCCGGACCGCGGCUACAAACUUGGCAUCAACCAGUUCUCAGAUGGCGGGCUUAAUCCUUCAUCAUGUUUCGUGAUGGAAACAAGGUCGAAUCAAAAUUCAAGGUUUCGUAAUGUAGCGCCGAGGAAUGAUAUAUAUAUCCCAGAUAGUUGGGACUGGAGAAGUCAUGGUGCAGUGACUCCUGUGAAGAACCAAUUUAAUUGUGGAAGUUGUUGGGCUUUCGCUGCUGUGGCCGCGUUGGAGGGCCUCAAUCAGAUCGCUUGGGAUAAUCUUGUCCCCCUUUCGGAGCAACAACUGAUAGACUGUGACAACAAGCCGGAUAGCUGCAAAACCGGGGGCCGGCCGGACAAGGCCUACCAAUUCGUCAUUGAUAACGAGGGAAUCGCGGCCGAGGACGAUUACCCGUACGCAAACCGCCACAAUCCCACGUGUAAUUGGGCAGAUUGGAGCUUUGAGAUAACAGAUUACGCGACGGUCAAACCAAACGACGAGGAAGCCCUGCGGCAGGCUGUGGCUGAUCGGCCGGUCUCAGCCGCGGUGGACGCCUCCAGUCCCGCGUUCAAAGACUAUCACGGCGGUUUGUACUCCGGGGAAGAUUGCGGGACAAAUCUGAGUCAUGCUGUCACUGUGGUCGGCUAUGGUGUGACUGACCAAGGGACAAAGUAUUGGACCCUGAAAAACUCGUGGGGAACGAAAUGGGGAGAGGGCGGGUACAUGAGGUUGAAACGGGACGUGCCUCAAAAGGAAGGGCUAUGUGGUAUAGCAAUGGACGCCUCUUACCCUAUUAUAGACAGAGACUAG